This is a messenger RNA of Rotaria socialis, 753 nucleotides long. The record is from the annotation of a GenBank genome assembly. Lineage: Eukaryota; Metazoa; Rotifera; Eurotatoria; Philodinida; Philodinidae.
AUGCGUUAUUAUAGAAUAUUUAUAGCAAUUACGAUUGCCUUCAUAUUUGGUAUUGUUUUGAUAUUCAACAAUUAUCAAACGUUUUCGUACUCUCAAAUCAUAUUAGCCUACAAAAAAAAUUCAAUUGAAAAAGUUCUCGUACAAAUCCCUACGUGUACUCCCGAUGAUCGUGCUCGUCAACGUGCCCUGCUCCAUACACUUCUACAAUGGAGUCAGCUUGCUCAAGAACAUAACAUUCAAUAUUGGAUUGCAUAUAAAACACUUCUUGGUUAUGUUCAACGCGAUGGUUUACUGCCACAUGCUCUAAACCUUGAUAUUUUAGUAAUGGCACAAGAUACAUCGCAUCUUGCUGAACUUUGUACAUUAAAUUUUUCAUCCAAUUAUGAACUGAAACUUCAUCCACAAUGGUUUAUUGUUGAAAAAACUAAGCGUUCGUAUUUCAACCAGGAAGGCAUCGAUUUUGUGGAGCCUAAUGCACGAUUCAUCAAUCGAAAAGAUCAUGUACACAUCAAUAUUUGGCCUAUGUAUGAUUAUAACCCGAAUCAGACAAGAAUAGAGAAGAAUAGUCAACCUAUGCUUACUGAAUACGACAAAAAUUAUAAAUGGAAAUCAUCACCAAAAGAAUGGACAUUCCCAUUGCAGAAAUGUUUAUUGAGUGGAAUCAAAGUAUGGUGCCCAGCAGAACCAGAGAAAAUGGGUGUUCAUCUGUAUGGACAAAGCUUUUUAAUUAAAUCGCNUUUGGCCUAUGUAUGA